This is a messenger RNA of Xylona heveae TC161, 856 nucleotides long. RefSeq lists its product as hypothetical. The record is from RefSeq and is a predicted model, not a curated record. The coding region runs from base 74 to 703 and encodes 209 amino acids. Lineage: Eukaryota; Fungi; Ascomycota; Xylonomycetes; Xylonales; Xylonaceae. Gene Ontology annotation, biological process: ribose phosphate metabolic process; nucleoside phosphate metabolic process. Gene Ontology annotation, molecular function: ADP-ribose diphosphatase activity. The transcript has 4 exons. Gene Ontology annotation, cellular component: nucleus; cytosol.
ACCGUCUUUUGACAUCAAACAUUGAAUUGUACCGAAUACCCUACUCGCGUGGAAUUAAUAUAAGAAAAAUAAAAUGUCGGCUUCAGGAUCCAAGUUCAUUUCUACUGAGCCUCUGCGUAAUGAAGAAGCUCGCUGGGCGAGGCUAGUCAAAACCACAUACCUAGAUCCCAAUGGUGUGGAGCGCACGUGGGAGUCUUCAGAGCGUCAAACGCGGCCGCAAGGCUCGGGAAUUGACGGAGUAGGGAUAAUUGCCAUACUCGAGAAAUCUACUGGACCGGAACUCCUUUUGCAGAAGCAGUAUAGGCCACCAGUCGCCAAAGUGUGCAUUGAAGUUCCAGCUGGAUUAAUUGACGCUGGAGAAAGCCCUGAGGUAUGCGCUCUACGGGAGCUUAAAGAGGAGACGGGUUAUGUGGGCGAGGUUGCAAAGGGAUCCAGUGCAGUGAGCCCGGUGAUGUACAACGAUCCCGGCUUUUGCAAUACCAAUUUGAACAUGGUACAUGUAACGGUUGACAUGUCCCGGCCCGAGAACCAGAAUCUCAAAACUGAGCUCGAAGAGAAUGAGUUCAUUGAGUGCUUCUCGGUCCCAUUGAAGGACUUGUACUCGGAAUGCCGCAAGCUUGAGCAAGAGGGUUACGCUAUCGAUGCUCGUGUUGGAACAUUAGCUGAAGGCUUCGAGGUCGCCAAAAAGUGGAAGCUUUGUUAAUCUCGCAAGACAUGAAUCUCCAGAAAUUACCUGCAUGCGGGGCUCACGGCGCUUACAUCAUAUCAUAGACACACAUAGAACACGCAUAAUAUUAAGAAGAUUAUGAAGGAUGCAAAAUAAUUAUCCCGCAAUCCAGCUCGUUCCUUUCCCAAG